GCGGCGGGCUUCGCCGGUUGCCGGGAGAACCGACGGCAACAAAAGGUGCGGGCGGCAGUGCCGCAGGGCGAAGUCGAGGAGUCCUGCGCUCGCCGCCGGAGACCGGGGCUUUCCCGAGCCGGAGUCCAGAUCUUACAAAAGAUGGAUGUUUCUCACACUAGAUACUGAAUAUUAAGAAGAAAAUCUGUUUAGUAAAAUCUAAGCUGCCAUGGAAGAAAUACCAGUAAAAGUUGCUGUAAGGAUUAGACCUCUGCUUUGCAAAGAAGUUCUUCAUAAUCAUCAAGUUUGUGUGAGAGUUAUUCCAAACACCCAGCAGGUUAUCAUUGGGAGAGACAGAGUCUUUACUUUUGAUUUUGUUUUUGGCAAAAAUUCUACUCAAGAUGAAGUUUAUAAUAUGUGUAUAAAACCACUAGUGCUGUCACUCAUGGAGGGCUAUAACGCCACAGUUUUUGCCUAUGGACAAACUGGAUCUGGGAAGACAUACACCAUUGGAGGAGGCCUUGUUGCUUCAGUUGUGGACGGUCAAAAGGGUAUCAUUCCUCGAGCUAUCCAAGAAAUAUUUCAAAACAUCUCUGAAAAUUCUAACAUUGACUAUAAUAUAAAAGUGUCCUAUAUAGAAGUAUACAAAGAAGAGCUAAGAGAUCUUCUAGAAUUGGAGACAUCAUUGAAGGAUCUUCACAUCCGAGAAGAUGAAAAAGGAAACACAGUCAUUGUCGGGGCCAAGGAGUGCCAGGUGGAGAAUGAGGAUGAGGUGAUGAGUCUCCUGGAGAUGGGGAAUGCAGCCAGACAUACGAGCACCACCCAAAUGAACGAGCACUCCAGCAGAUCACACGCAAUUUUUACCAUCACCAUUUGCCAAGUUGAGAAAAAUAAGGAGGCAGCUGAAGACGGAUCUUGGCAGUGCCCUCGGCAUAUUGUUUCAAAGUUCCACUUUGUGGAUUUGGCUGGAUCAGAAAGAGUAACCAAAACAGGGAAUACAGGUGAACGGUUCAAAGAGUCCAUUCAAAUCAACAGCGGGUUGCUGGCUUUAGGAAAUGUAAUCAGUGCUCUUGGGGACCCGCGCAGGAAGGGCUCACAUAUUCCAUAUAGGGAUGCUAAAAUCACCCGACUUCUGAAAGAUUCCCUGGGAGGCAGCGCCAAGACCGUCAUGAUCACGUGUGUCAGCCCAUCCUCCUAUGAUUUUGACGAGUCCUUAAAUUCUCUCAAAUAUGCCAACAGAGCACGGAACAUUAGGAACAAACCCACUGUAAACUUCAGCCCUGAAUCGGACCGUAUGGAUGAGAUGGAACUCGAGAUUAAGUUGCUUCGAGAAGCUCUGCAAAACCAGCAGGCUAGUAUCAGCCAAACUGGCCAGACCCAUCCGGAGGAGACUCUUGAUAAAUAUAGGAUCCAUUCUCUUGAGGAGCAAGUAGUCCAGCUACAAGGAGAAUGUUUGGAUUACCAAAAUUGUAUAGAGGAAGCCUUUUCCUUCCUGGUGGAUUUAAAAGAUGCUGUCAGACUAAACCAAAAGCAGCAACAAAAACUACAGCAGUGGUUUAACAUGACCCAUGAGGUCAGGAAGGUGGUUCCCACCUCAUUCAGAGGACGCCAAGGCAUUGGAAACUUGGAAGAAGGACCACAGCACAUUACAGUUCUCCAGCUGAAGAGAGAGCUUAAGAAAUGCCAGUGUGCCCUCGCUGCGGAUGAAGUAGUAUUUAAUCAGAAGGAACUGGAGGUGAAGGAACUAAAGACCCAAGUGCAAACGAUGGUUCAGGAAAACAAAGGACAUGUUGUAUCUUUGAAAGAAGCACAAAAAGUGAAUAGAUUGCAGAAUGAGAAAAUAAUAGAACAACAACUGCUUGUGGAUCAGCUGAGUGAAGAACUAACAAAACUUAACCUGUCACUGACUUCUUCAACUAAGGAAACAUGCGGAGACGGGCCAGAUACAAGUAUACCUGAAAAGAGACCAUAUACUGUACCAUUCGAUAACCAUUUGGGGCAUUAUAUUUACACCCCAGCAAGACCAGAUGCCCGGAAGGUCCACACAAGUCCUCCUCUGUACUCUCUGGAUCGAGUAGUUGCUGGAUUUCGAACACGAAGUCAGAUGCUGUUAGGUCACAUAGAAGAACAAGAUGAAGUCCUCCACUGCCAAUUUUCUGAUAAUAGUGAUGACGAAGACUCAGAAGGUCAAGAGAAAUCUGGAAUGAGACGAUAUAGAAGUCGCUCGUGGAUUCAAAAGGCAGGCCCCGUUUGUUCUCUUGCUGAAUUGAAUAAUAUUCAGGAUGAAACAAAGUCAGGUUUGGUGAAUGAAGAUGUAAAGGUUGAAUGUCUCCAGGAAAGUCAGGAGUUGAAUUUGCAAAACCUAAGGAAUACAGAACUCAUACUUAAUGAAGCUAAACAAAAAAUGAGAGAACUUACAAUUAAUAUCAAGAUGAAAGAAGAUCUGCUUAAAGAAUUAAUAAAAACAGGUAACGAUGCCAAGUCUGUAAGCAAACAGUAUUCUCUGAAAGUAACAAAACUAGAGCAUGAAGCAGAACAGGCGAAAGUGGAAUUAAUUGAAACACAAAAGCAGCUACGGGAACUGGAAAACAAAGAUCUUUCUGAUGUUGCUUUGAAGGUAAAAUUACAGAAAGAGUUCCGUAAAAAGAUGGAUGCCGCAAAGCUAAGAGUGCAGGUUUUACAGAAGAAGCAACAGGAUAAUAAGAAAAUGGCAACAUUGGCUAUCCAAAAUGAGAAACGUGCUAAUGAACUGGAGCAGAAUGUAGAUCACAUGAAGUAUCAAAAAGCACAGCUGCAAAAAAGACUUCGAGAAGAAAAUGAAAAAAGGAAGCAACUGGAUGCAGAAAUUAAGCAGGAUCAACAAAAAAUCAGAGAACUACAGUUAAACCCAGACCAACAGGAAAAAGAUCUAAAACCUAAGGCUGAGGAUCUUGAUCCAUUUAAGAUGAAAAGGAGAAAAGGAUCAUUUGGAAAUAUAGACCACCUCCAGAAAUUGGAUGAGCGAAAGAAAUGGUUAGAUGAAGAAGUAGAGAAAGUUCUAAACCAACGCCACGAAUUAGAAGAGCUAGAAGAAGACUUAAAGAAACGGGAGGCCACAGUUUCUAAGAAGGAGGCCCUGUUACAGGAGAAGAGCCACCUGGAAAAUAAGAAGUUGAGAUCUAGUCAGGCCUUAAACAAAGAUAGUCUGAAAAUCUCAACUCGCUUGAAUUUGUUGGACCAAGAGUUGUCUGAAAAAAAUGUUCAGCUCCAGAACAGCACAGCUGAGGAGAAAAUAAAGAUUUCAGAACAAGUUCAAGCCCUCCAAAAUGAAAAGGAACAACUACAGAGACAAAGAAACAGUGUGGAUGAGAAACUUAAAAACGGUAGAGUGUUGUCACCUGAAGAAGAACAUGUUCUUUUCCAACUUGAAGAAGGGAUUGAAGCUUUGGAAGCUGCUAUUGAAUACAAGAAUGAAAGUAUCCAGAGUCGCCAGAACUCGCUUAGAGCUUCAUUCCAAAACCUCUCUCAUAGUGAAGCGAAUGUCUUGGAAAAACUAAUUUGCCUGAGUCCUGUUGAGAUUAGAGCUAUUCUUUUCAGAUAUUUCAAUAAGGUGGUUAAUUUGCGAGAAGCUGAACGGAAACUCCAGUUACAGAAUGAAGAAAUUAAAAUGAAAGUUCUUGACCAGGAUAAUAUGGUUCGUGAGUUGGAAUCUGCACUGGAACAUCUGAAAUUGCAGUGUGACCGACGACUGACCCUCCAGCAAAAGGAACAUGAGCAAAAGAUGCAGUUGCUGUUACAUCAUUUCAAAGAGCAAGAUGGAGAAGGCAUUAUGGAAACUUUCAAAACAUAUCAAGAUAAAAUCCAGCAGCUGGAAAAAGAUCUUUAUUUCUAUAAGAAAACGAGCAGGGACCUUAAGAAGAAACUUAAGGAACUGGUGGGGGAAGCAGUUCGGCGGCAACUGGCACCAUCAGAUAAUCAUGAUGCUGGAGAUAGAGUCCCGAACCCAGAAGAAGCAGGCAUGCUUUCUGAAGAAUUAAAAUGGGCAUCCAGAACUGAAAAUAUGAAAUUAAGUGGAAGAGAGAGAGAAGUAGACAGUUCAGCAAGCAGUUUAAGGACACAACCGAAUCCACCGAAGCUUUGGGAAGAUGUCCCAGAAUUACCUCCAAUUUAUAGCUCUCUAGCACCCACUAGUGGGCAUUUGUUAAGUAAUGAAGAUAAAACAGAAACAGAGGAAAAUCAGGUUACAAAAUCUCACAGUCGACCAUCACCCCAAAUUCAGCCAGUGGGAAAUGUUGGACAACUUCAUGGUGUCACACCUGUAAAGUUGUGUCGCAAAGAGUUACGUCAGAUUUCUGCCUUGGAACUGUCAUUACGACGUUCCAGUCUUGCAGUUGGGGUUGGAUCAAUGACUGCUGAUUCCAUUGAAGUGUCUAGAAAACCAAGUGACUUAAGAACUUAGGCAUUUAAUGAUAGCAUUUUUUACUUAGUAGAUAUGUAAAAUAAUUCAUUUUUCUAAUCUGUUAAAAAUUAAAGCUUAAGCUCAUUAGCUCUUCCCUCAGGAUAGAAGAAGAAGGGAAGGAAUUCAUAGUCCUUUUGCAUACUAUAGAUGUAUAUGUCUUCUAUAGUGUAUUUGGAGAGUUUUAAUUUAUAUUUCCAUACUAAUUAAAGAAACAUUUUUUUCCAACAGUUGAUAAUGUUUAAAUAUUUCCACUUAUAAGUUUGUUUCACAUUUUUUCCAGGCAUCUCUGAAGCACAAAACUGCUGUGAUUAGAACAAUAUACUAAAAGAUCCGUCAAAAGUAUAUUAUUAUAUAAUAUUAUAUUUAUUAUAAGAGUCCUACAGGAUGCUCAUAUGUUAUUAUUCUCACAUAUAAAUAUAUUUUUAUUAGUCUUAAAAGAAGAUCCAGUUAAAUACUGCUUGUCUCAGAGGAAGUGUUACCUGCUGUGCAUGUGUUUUGGCUCAGUUGAAAAUUUGUGCCAAAAACGCAGUCUCUGGGCAAAGGCCACUGGCUAAUUAAGUUUCUGGAUUGAGGUUUAAGGUCCUCAGAGCCCACAGAAGUUGAGUGGUCAGUCUUGACUUUAAAUAUGGCCUCUUCCCUUUUUCUGACAUUUUUAAAAAAAUAGAAUGUAAGUUCUCAUCGCUCUUGUACUCACAUAUCUAUUAUUCUAUUAAAAUAAGGAGGAAUGGAUGCAGUUCGAUGGAACAGGAAACAAUGAUAGAAUAACACUAAAGCAUUUUAACAGUUAAGGGAAAGAACCUUGGUUGUGACAUGAUCUGGUGUGCAGUAUACCAGUGGAGCUUGAAAUAUAGCCAGAGGAUCUUCAGCUAAUACUCUGCCUGGCUUAACCCUGAGAUUUGUUCUUCUCUAUAACCUGCUUAGUCACUGUGGCCCAUUUGCAAACAGUUAGGCCAAACUACACUGAUGCUGUAAAUACACAAAUGGAAUUUUUACUAAAAUUUUCCUUGAAGAGUUUAUUUGUUGUUUUUCGUUAUCAAAUGUACACUUUGGUGUGGAAUUAAGAACUAAGCAUUGAUUUGCCCACCAAAUGUAGUUGGAUACUUUUUUACUAUAUUUUUCAAUCACAGAUAACAUUCCAUUAUAAUGACCUUCAAAACUCUGGUACUGUUACCUUUGCAAACUGUCAUUUGUAAGCCAAAGUUGAGUACUUAACUCUAAUGUUUGGGUGGGGGGAGUAGUAAAAAACCCCUGACUUACAGAUGCUUACAUAAUUAGAGUCAUCCUCUUCCCUGCUGAACCCUUUUUUUUUUCUUAUCUAAGGCUGCUACUAAUUUUUUUUUUUCUUUUGUUAUUUCCUUUACUCCACUGACCCUGAUCACCUCACCUCAGACCUAAACUAUCACCCCAGUGCUUAAAGACUUAUGGCUCUCUUUUUCUACUUUCUAGACCCUGGGGAGCAGGGAUCUUGGUCCCAUUGCUAAAACCCAGUCCUUAGAGCAAAAACCCCAAGCUUUCCAAAUUGGUGAAUAGUUUCUCUCUUAAGCAGAGUAUAAAAAAAAUUCAUUUAAAUUAUGGGUUAAGUAGACUUCGAUGGACUUACCUGGGAACUUAAUCACAAUUUAUAACAUUGGUCCAUUGAGGAACUGCUUCCUAAGUUUAAACAAUUUAUUCACAAACUAACUUGGAAUUUUAUUAAUAGGUACUAUUUGAAGUCAGACUUGGGUUUUCUUCUGUUCUUCCUCUCCUUGCCUUGGUUUGUAUGGUGUAAAUAUCAUGGCAAAAGGCAAGUGCCUUUAACAAAGCACAGUGAUUAUAUAUUUAUUAAUAAAUAUAUUUAUUAAUGAAGGUUCUAAUUUUAAAUUCCCUGUAGAUUAAGUAAUGUACUAUGCCUUGAUUUUAGAAAUACUCAUAUAAGAAUGUAUUCUGUCGCUGGAAUCCUGUUGGCCCACUUUUUUUUUUUUUAACCUGUGGAAAUGUAAACAUUUUUACUGAAGUCCAAUUCCCUAAACAAAGCAAAAAAAAUAUGUGAACACUGACUAGAUUUGAUAAUGUAAAUGUGAACUGGAGUCUAAAUAACAAAGGUGCUAUUUUUUUCUUGCUUUUAGUUAAGCAUAUAUAUAUAUCCUUCAUAUGCUGUGAUAGAUUUCACACAUACAUGUGUACACAUAUAAUGUGUUGAAUAAUAUAUUUUUGAAGUGAACCUCUGGGCAUUCUGAUUUAGGCAGCGUCCUCACAAAGUUAAGAAAAAGUAAAGCACCUCUCCCAAGGGUAGUAAAAUGAUUUCCUUACAUAUGCUAAUAAUAGAUUUUACUCUCUUUUUCACAUGCUUUCCUUACUCUACAUAUUUUGUCAUUGUGUUUGCCUUUUUGCAUGUGUAUAAAAUGUUUUUUUUCUGUUAAAUUCUUUUUCACUUCACCUGUAACAGCUUUUGAAAGGAAAAAUAAUUUGCCUCUGUAAAGUACUAGUUCCUUCCCUAAUUCUAGAGUGUUUAAAUAACAGAGAAUUCUGUAAAUAUGGGAACCGUGGGUGGUAAGAACAUUGAUUAAGGUGCUUUUGUGCUUUAAUGUUUUCUUGUGUUAAUGUCUUUUUUUGUCCCUCAGUUAGUCAUAUCUUCAUGAAUUCAGGGUCCAAGUAGUUAGCAAAAAUACAUAAGAUCUUCAGUAAUAAGGAUUUUAUUGCCACUAACCAGUGCCUUGUUUAUAUUGUUUAUAUAUUUAUAUAUCAAGGUCAAUAAAGUGAUGAAUUCUUAUU
Molecule: messenger RNA, 7168 nt
Organism: Choloepus didactylus (southern two-toed sloth)
Lineage: Eukaryota; Metazoa; Chordata; Mammalia; Pilosa; Megalonychidae
Gene: KIF27
Product: kinesin family member 27
Exons: 18
Coding region: 209-4417 (1402 amino acids)
Biological process (GO): microtubule-based movement; mitotic spindle organization
Molecular function (GO): microtubule motor activity; ATP binding; microtubule binding
Source: RefSeq, a predicted model, not a curated record